UCCCUCCCUCCCUUCUUCCCCUUCCCCUGCCUCACCAUUACAUCAGACGAACCAGGGAAAACGGAGCCGCAGCCUUGCUUGCUUGCUUUUCCCUCCCUCGCGCUUCCCCCCCUCGCCCUGGAGUGGAAUCUCUGCGGCUGCUUUGCUGCCCAAUCUUUUGGAAAAUCUCCUCUUCUUCACUGUACCGAUCUUGUUCCCCAAUCAGAAUCCCCAGAGCGAUUUUUCUUGUCAUCAAUUAUUCGCUCUUGUGAUGGAGGCCUGCUCUGCCUUUGAAUCUUGAGGUUCUUGCCCUUGUGUGUCGGUGGGUGAUUUGAUCCGUCCCUUGGCACACAGCCGUCUUAGAUGGCUGGACCUGCCUCUUCUUCUUCCUCCGUCGCUUCUUCUUUGGAGGAACAAUAGCCCUCCCUGGUGGUUCUUGAGGAAAGGAGAGGACCGGCCAUGGCGUCGUCAUCGAGGAUGAGCAGGGCUCUUACUCUGCUCCUCCGCGUCCUCUUCCUGUGCAAUGCGCUGUCGGUCGUCCUCCCGGCGAGGACAGCGAACGUGACCAUCGGCGCGCUCCUCACCUUGGACUCCGUCAUCGGGAGGUCGGCCAAGACCGCCAUCGAGCUCGCCGUCGCCGACGUCAACCGCGACGCCGGCGUGCUCAGGGGGACCAACCUGAGCGUGCUCAUGCAGGACACCAAGUGCAGCGGCUUUGUCGGCACCAUCCAAGCGCUGGAGCUGAUGGAGAAGAAGGUGGUGGCCGUACUAGGUCCCCAGUCCUCGGGGAUCGCGCACGUCGUCUCCCACGUCGUCAACGAGCUGCACGUCCCGCUGCUCACCUUCGCCGCCACCGAUCCGGCGCUCUCCUCCACGCAGUACCCCUACUUGGUCCGCGCCGCCCACGACGACUCCUUCCAGAUGAACGCCGUCGCCGACCUCGUCGCCCACUACGGCUGGAGGGAGGUCACCGCCGUCUACGUCGACGACGACUUCGGCCGCGGCGGCGUCGACGCCCUAGGCGACGCGCUAGAGGACAUGCGCUCGAGGAUAUCCUACAAGGCCGCGUUCCCGCCCGGCGCCGACCGCGCCGCGCUCGGCGAGCUCCUGCUGCAGGCCAACAUGAUGGAGUCCCGCGUCUUCGUCGUCCACGCCAGCCCGGACUCCGGCCUCGACAUCUUCGCCGUCGCGCAGACCCUCGGCAUGAUGGCCAGCGGCUACGUCUGGAUCGCCACCGACUGGCUCGCCGCGGCGAUCGACUCAACGCGGCCGACCAGCCCCAAGACGAUGAGCCUCGUACAGGGAGUGGUCACGCUGCGCCAGUAUACGCCGGACUCCGAUGCCAAGAGGUCCCUCGUGUCAAGGUUCAUCAGCAGCAGGAACAACGCGACCGCGAGCUUGAACGCCUACGGGCUGUUCGCCUACGACUCCGUCUGGAUGGCGGCGCGCGCGAUCGAUCAGUUCCUGGACGACGGGGGCAACAUAUCCUUCUCGCCCGACCCGAGGCUGCGCGACGCCAACGGGAGCGCGCUGCGCCUGAGCACGCUCACGGUGUUCGACCAGGGCGACCAGCUGCUGCAGAAGGUGAUGCUGGCCAACUUCACCGGCGUCACCGGCCGCGUGCGGUUCGGCUCCGACAGAGUCCUGAUCAACCCCGCCUACGAGGUCCUCAACGUCGGCGGCACGGGCGUGCGGCGGGUCGGGUACUGGUCCAACUACACGCGCCUGUCGGCCACCGCGCCCAGGCUGCUGGACAGCGGCCUGGGCGCGCCGAACAACGUGAGUCAGCAGCAGCUGUACAGCGUGAUCUGGCCGGGGGAGACGACCGUGCCGCCGCGCGGGUGGGUGUUCCCCGACAACGGCAAGCCGCUGAGGAUCGGCGUGCCGUACCGGACGACGUACAAGCAGUUCGUGUCCAAGGACUCCGGCCCGGAUGGCGUGAGCGGGUACUGCGUGGACGUGUUCAAGGCCGCCGUGGGGCUGCUCCCGUACCCGGUGCCAAUCUCCUUCAUCCUGUUCGGCGACGGCGUCAAGAACCCCAGCUACAGCGAGCUCGUGCAGAAGGUCGCCGACAAUUACUUCGAUGCUGCGGUGGGCGACAUCUCGAUCGUGACGAACCGGACGCGGGUGGUGGACUUCACGCAGCCGUACGUGGAGUCGGGGCUGGUGAUCGUGUCCACGGUGAAGGCCAAGAGCUCCAACGAGUGGGCCUUCCUCAAGCCCUUCACGCUGGGGAUGUGGGGCGUCACUGGCGCCUUCUUCCUUUUCGUCGGCGCCGUCGUCUGGAUCCUCGAGCACCGGUUCAACCCGGAGUUCAGGGGCUCACCGAGGAAGCAGAUCGUCACCAUCUUCUGGUUCAGCUUCUCCACCAUGUUCUUCGCGCACAGAGAAAACACUGUGAGCACGCUGGGUCGGUUCGUGCUGAUCAUCUGGCUGUUCGUGGUGCUGAUCAUCAAUUCCAGCUACACGGCGAGCCUGACGUCGAUCCUGACGGUGCAGCAGCUGUCGACGGGGAUCCAGGGGCUGGACAGCCUCCUCUCCAGCGACCAGCCCAUCGGGUACCAGGUCGGCUCCUUCGCCAAGAGCUACAUGAUGCAGGAGCUCGGCGUGCCCGAGUCGCGCCUCAGGGAGCUCGCCAUCGACAACUACGCCGCCAGCCUACAGCGUGGCCCAAGCAAUGGUGGCGUCGCCGCAAUCGUGGACGAGCUGCCCUACGUCGAACUCUUCCUCUCCACCAACUGUCAGUUCAGGACGGUCGGGCAGGAGUUCACCAAGAGCGGAUGGGGAUUUGCGUUCCAGCGGGACUCCCCCCUGGCGGUGGACCUGUCGACGGCGAUCCUGACGCUGUCUGAGAACGGCUACCUGCAGCGGAUCCACGACAAGUGGCUGAACACAGGGACGUGCGCGUCGCAGAGCAGCGACGUAGGCGCCGACAGGCUGAACCUGAGCAGCUUCUGGGGCCUCUUCCUCAUCUGCGGCGUCGCGUGCUUCAUCGCGUUGUUCAUCUACCUGGCGAGGAUACUCUGCCAGUACUGCGAGUACCACCGCCAAGGCGGUGGUGGCAGCGACGAUGGGGGCGCGUUCCCUGACCCGGAGAGGAGCGUGCGGCGGCCGGCUCGGCUGAGUAGCAUUCGGGAGCUGAUGACGUUCGUGGACAUGAAGGAGAAGGAGGUGAAGAUGGCCAUCAGGAGCAAGUCCGGCAACAGGCCGCUGGACAGGUCCAUCAACAGCAGGUCCGUCUCCGAAGGGACUUCCUUGUCGCGGCCGUCGUCGCUGUCGCCGAUGUAGCUUGCAUUGCGACGGCGUUCUUCAAAGACACGGGGAGAUUUCUGACUAAGUAGCAGGGUAAUUGAUAUAGUUUGAAGCUGAAGACACUUACAUUUGCUAGGACGCCGUGUAGCUGUAGAUGUAGGUGUAGAUGUAGGAAAGGAAGGAAGAAGGCGUAUGUAAUGUACUAGUGGAUGCAAUGCACAAAACUUGCUCAGGACGACUACACGAUCUAUCUGUAGGGAGCAAAAUGUACAAGACAUGUAGACACGUAUGGUGCCUUCCUGAAGGCAUCUGGCCGGCUGGCCCUGGUCAAUCUUGCUGUGAAUUAACAAAGCUCGAAGGCAAUUCCUUUGGAUGAGCUGCAAACCAAUUUUGGUGGUAAAUGCAAAGUCACAUCGAAGAGAGUA
Messenger RNA from Phragmites australis (common reed), 3656 nucleotides. Its product is annotated as glutamate receptor 3.4-like. Gene Ontology annotation, molecular function: glutamate-gated receptor activity. Gene Ontology annotation, cellular component: plasma membrane. Bases 439 to 3267 code for a protein of 942 amino acids. NCBI's taxonomy places the organism in Eukaryota, Viridiplantae, Streptophyta, Magnoliopsida, Poales, Poaceae. The record is from RefSeq and is a predicted model, not a curated record. The transcript is spliced from 5 exons.